Hemibagrus wyckioides is the source of this 2067-nucleotide messenger RNA. Its product is annotated as butyrophilin subfamily 3 member A1-like. The transcript has 12 exons. Lineage: Eukaryota; Metazoa; Chordata; Actinopteri; Siluriformes; Bagridae. Gene Ontology annotation, molecular function: protein binding. The coding region runs from base 194 to 1501 and encodes 435 amino acids. The record is from RefSeq and is a predicted model, not a curated record.
UUAUAUUGAAAUUGUCAAGCUAUUGGUUGACUUGGAAAAAUAUAAAAUAGGGAGGACUCGAAACCCUUUGUCAUUAGCUACCAGCUGCUGAAACACAGGCAGAGCUGGCCAGUCUGCAAGGCUAUCUUGGUAUCUUGGACUGCUGGCAUGUAGACAGCAGGGCUUCAAUGAAUUGGACGUUCAAAAAGCACAUAUGGGAAACAUUUUCUUUUCAUCGUCAACAAAGGAACCAAUGAGCAAAAGAAGGAAAGACUCUAUGGGUGAAAUGUCACCAUCAGUCUCUCAGACAAUGUUUCCCAUCAACUGGCAAAGCAUGCCAUCAAAAGUUACAAAGGAAUUCCCAGAGAAGGCAACAGCUGCCCAUUCCGUGCCUUGGAAUAAGCCGACUCUCAGUAAUAAUAAGCCUGACCAGGUGCAAAUUCAAAGUCUGGGGGAAUGUUUUCAAUUGCUCACAGACAUGGCCAAGGAGCUAGAGGAUAUCAAUAAGGGCAGAAAUAAAAGCACACUGGAAAGACAGAAGAAAGGUGCAGGAGAAGACUCUGUGCCAGUCGAUGUAGAGAGCAGCAAGAGUCUCAUUCUGUCAUGGGCCAAAGAACUGGACAGACUCAACAUGUCAAGAGGAGUGACAAAGAAAGCAUCUGUGAAAGCAGAGGUUACAGAAAUGAAGGAUAAAGAUGUGUGUGAUAUCUCAAAAGACAGUGAGAGGAUCAUGAAGUGGGCACAAGAGUUACAGACUGUCACAGAGAACUUGUGUCUGACAGAUGGAGAUCUAAAGCAUAUUCUUACAAACCACAGAGAAAAGCACAGAAAGCUAGAUGAGGUUCUUCCCUUUCUGGAGUUUGUGGUGUGGUCUCUUCUCUCACAUGACACUGAGGAGGAUGUUUCAAAAAUGUGGCUGCCUGCUAAGCAGAGAACAUGGAAGACAAGCAGCCAGAAAUAUAUUCCUAAUUCAGUUUGGCAGUGGAUUCAGAGUGCUGCAGUUGAUGUGCUUCUAGAUUCCAGUUCAUGCCACCCCUGGCUGUAUGUGUCAAAAGACAAACUGAAAGUGUAUGAACUGCACAAUCCCCCUCAACAACAGCAACGGGAAAACCCUCAAAUUUUUGACAAGCAGCCUUUUGUCCUAGGGCUCAACGGAUUCUCCACUGGGAGACAUUACUGGGAGGUGAAGGUGCCAGCAGAAGGAAAAUGGAGGUUAGGGGUAGCAGCCAAAUCUGCUCAAAGAAAAGGCCGCUUCCACAUUGCCCCAGGUACAGGCUACUGGACUAUUUGUAACAGGCCUGAGAGACUGCAGGCAUGCACUGAUCCCCGUACUGAGCUACCGAAUUCUGUACCACUUCAGGUGGUUGGGGUUUAUGUGGACUAUGAGGAAGGACAAGUUUCCUUCUAUAAUGGUAAAAGCAGGUUCCAUAUCUACACUUUCUCCCAGACUUUUAGAGAAGUGCUUUUCCCUGUUUUUGCUUGUCUGGAUGGGAACACUAUGCUAAAAAUCUGUACAUCAUAAAUCUCUGUAUUUCAUGAAAAGCAAGAACUGAUUCAAGAAUACUGUCCAAGCAUUGUGCAUUUGUGAUUGGAAUGGUGAAUAACAUUCAAGGGUGCAAGGUGGAGAUAGAAAUGACCCAAAUAUAAUAAUAAUAAUAAUAAUAAUAAUAAUAAUAAUAAUAAUAAUAAUAAUAAUAAUAAUAAUAAUAAUAAUAUUUGAACUAAUUGUCACACUAGGAUGUUAAUCACUAAUUAUAAUUAAUUAGAUUAAUUAAGUAUGUUAAUCAAAUGUGUCCUUUAUAUUACUAUAUGGUGUUAUUUUGUUUACUCACUUGUAUAUGUAGUUAUUUUAGAUCAAAUAUAUGGUUGCAAUAUAUAAAGGUGGUAAGAUUUUGAGUCAGAGUAACAUUUUAGUUACAUGAGAUGGCCUGACUCCUGAUUUGGUAUAUCAUUACUAAAAUCAUUUCAGCUGACCAAAUUUGUAUAUGUGUAUAUGCAUGUUUACAUCUAAAGGUGACAUGCAAUUAAAUGUUCCUUCAUUUUCCUUUCUCUUCUUUUUUCUUUACUUUACUUAAACAUUUUAUAGAG